Messenger RNA from Carassius auratus (goldfish), 6118 nucleotides. Its product is annotated as solute carrier family 22 member 23-like. Gene Ontology annotation, molecular function: transmembrane transporter activity. The coding region runs from base 636 to 3299 and encodes 887 amino acids. The transcript has 10 exons. Gene Ontology annotation, cellular component: membrane. The record is from RefSeq and is a predicted model, not a curated record. Gene Ontology annotation, biological process: transmembrane transport. Lineage: Eukaryota; Metazoa; Chordata; Actinopteri; Cypriniformes; Cyprinidae.
AACAGGUCUAUAUCAUCCUCACACAAGAUAAUUGGAUUAUUAAACAGCACAACCACAUGAAUUUUUUUAAAGUAGCUUAUAGCUUGUAUACUAGUAAACAGAGGCUAAUGAGCUUCAGUAAUUGAACACUGUGACUGGACUCAAUGGCUGAAGGGGCGUUCAGUCGAGGUUCCGCCCUCAGGACGGUUUGCUCGGUCCCUGUCAUCACCGAGAGUGUGCGAACCGAAAUAAGUCGGUUAUUAGUGUCUGAGGGAGAGAUUCCUCCGCUCGUGAGUGGGUCAUGACGCGGGUGUGAGUGUAAUGUGACGCGCGGACCGGGACAGGUGUGUUACCUUUGGCUGUGAAGGCUGGAAAUGGCCACGGAUCCGCAACAUGCCGACGAAACGAAUUGCUUUCCUUGAACGCUGUUGUUUCUGACUAGAAGCGUGUUUGGGAAGUGGAUCGGGCCGAGCCGGUGACUUUUACAGUCUCUACUGAUUGAUCGCGAAUAGUUCCUGGCGACUUUUAAACGGGUGAAGACACGCGAACCACUCCCCGAGCACCGGACACCGAGCUCUCCUUCUGAUUGCAGGUACGCGCAUCCGGUGUGAACGCGGAUUGUGCGGUUCUGACGCAUUCCCGAGCCGCGCUGCGGUAUGUGUGAGACGGUGAUGGCCGUGUCUCAGCUGGACAUCGAGUCUCAUCCACCGGAGAACGGCUUCGUCACCCCCGAAACUGAUAAAAGGCAGGGUUUACUUUCGCAGAUCGAUAACCGCGUGCUGCCUCACUUGGGCGGAUUUGGGAGAUUUCAGAAACUGCUGGUCCUUUUAACAUGCAUCCCGGCCAUUUUCAUAGGCUUCAGCCAGUUUUCGGACAGUUUUCUCCUGUAUGUGCCCCAUCCGUGCGCUCAGGUGCAGCCGAACUCGUCCAAUGUGUCGGCUGUGGCUAAUGGAAACGACCCCACUAAUGGGUCAUCAUCAUCAUCAUCAUCAUCACAAUGCGUCUGUACGCAGUCAGGAUGUCAACUGCAAAUUGGACUAGAGCAAAAUGUUGUCACCAAGUGGAAGCUAGUGGGCGACUCUGACUGGAUAGUUCAUAUAGCCAAGUUCUCUCUGUUGGUGGGCUCCAUCUUUGGAUACUUGGUGUUGGGAGUUUUGGCGGAUUGGAUUGGAAGGUACCCGGUCCUGAUCCUGUCCGUCAUCUUUAUGUUAUUUUUCGGCAUUACGGUGGCCUUCUCCGUCAACGUCCCAAUGUUCAUCACCCUGCGCUUCUUUGAGGGCUUUUGCUUGGCAGGAAUCACUCUCUCGCUCUAUGCUCUGAGGAUAGAGCUGUGUCUGCCGGGAUGGCGUUUCUCCAUGACUAUGGUGGCAAACUUCAUGAUGUUGGCGGGACAGUUGCUCUUGCCGGGAUUGGCAGUCCUCUGUCGAGACUGGCAGGUUAUGCAAGUAGUCGUAAUCGCCCCUCUCUUACUCAUGCUGUCUUAUAUCUGGAUAUUUCCGGAGUCUCUGCGCUGGCUGCUUGCGACGCAGCAGUACAGUCGCUCCAAAUGGAUCAUGGAGCGCAUCGCGGUAAAGAACAACAUCAAUCUAGAGGAGGACGCAGAGGAGCUCAUGACCGAGCUGAAGCAAGCGCUGCCGAAGCAAUCCAAGAGGACAUGCAUUGUGAAGAUGGUUGGCAUAAGGACCCUGUGGAAGAAUCUAGUAGUGCUCUGCGUCAACUCACUGACGGGUUACGGCAUACACCACUGCUUCGCCCGCAGCCUGGAGGAGAAAGAUGACUAUAACCACCAAGAGUUCACCUUCCCUAACUUCUUUGCCAAAUACUACUCCACGGGGGGCAUUGCUGUGGCGUCCUGCGUGGCGCUGUGCCCUGCCGUGGGUGUGAUGGGCCGGCGCGGGGGUCUCCUCUUGUUCAUGAUCAUCACAGCUCUGGCGUCUCUCCUUCAGCUCGGUCUGCUAAACUUGGUGGGGAAGUACGGUGAACUGAUAAAUAUUGGCUCUGACACGCUGAACUCCAACUUCUCAAAGGCUUUCUCCAUCAUUGGCAUGUUCUCCUCCCAUGCUGUCAGCAACCUAAGCAUCUUUUUUUGUGCUGAAGUCACCCCAACUGUGAUAAGGGGUGGCGGUCUAGGUCUUGUCCUGGCCAGUGCUGGUUUUGGUAUGUUGACCGCACCCAUCAUGGAGCUGCAUAACCAGAAAGGCUAUUUUCUGCAUCAUAUCAUUUUCGCCUGUUGCACUCUUAUCUGCAUCAUUUGCAUCUUGCUGCUGCCAGAGCCUCGCAAUCGACCACUACCAGAAGCGUUAGCAGAUGGUGAAAGCUACACCCGCCAACCGUUACUGCCAAUUCGCAAACCGGGCGAGCAACGUCUUCUGCUGACCAAGUCCGAGAGCCGCGAGAAUGCAAGGGUUGGCGACACCCCUCUCCACGAAGCAGCUGUCACUGCUGUUUCCACUAUGGACCCUACUGCCUCACCUGACAUCGAUCUUCUCAUUGAUGCCCCCCGACAGACAGUGCUAUUCAGUAGGAAGACUUCUACCCAAGAGCAAGAUAAAAUCAAGCAAUCUGCAUCCAUGCCGGAAACCUUUGCCUCAUCCAGAGAGGAUCGUCUCCUUGCCUCUAUCCCAAACACUUCUACCCCAGUCACUAUUAACUAUAUUCAGACACCUAGAACAGAAGUCCUUCUGCCUUCUUCAACUGUGGAAACUCCUUCAAUCACUGAUCCUACCCUCGAGACCUCUACUUCUGCCAAUCUCCAAACUCCUUCGCUUUUAGAUAUAGUUACACCAGCUGAAUUACCCUCGCCGGUUGUUAAUGAUAUCAGCUUCCUAACUGAAGUGGGCUCUACAGGUCCUGCUCCAACCAUUCCUCUCUGCACAAUCAACUUGUCUGAUCCAUCCACCGGACAAUCGCCUUCAAAUGAGAUUCCUCCCUCUUCCUCAAUAGACUCCCCUGUUCACCUAGUCACCUCUUCCCCAACAGAACUGCCUUUAACACCAAUACCAGACCAGUCUGGUCCAGUUCAAUCGUUUUCUUCGCCCAUAGAUCCCGGCACUCCAUUGUUACAUUUAGUCGCCCAACCUGUGAUUAAGUCUGGCCCCUCUUCACCAGCCGUAUUGGAGCCAACCUUAAAUAAUGGUACUCCUCUUGCCACUGUGAGUUCAACUGCACCUCAUGCCACAACCACUGACUCUGUUACAGAAUCCAGCUACCCUCUUAUGACUUUCUUGACUGUUUCCUCGCCUAUUGACUCAGGUAUACCUAUAGACAUUGACUUGCCCAUUACAGAAACUAAUACUGCCAAUGGGGAGACGUCUUCAUGAUGCACACAUGUGACUUAAUGGGCUGCCUUAUUAUCAAGAAGCGAGUCUUGUCAUGGGAGCUCAUGCUAGUCAUUGCUAAAAGUAUUUUUAUUUCCCAGCAGCCAUGACCCAAGAAUGGCAAUGCAAGGAGAAGGUAUAAAAGGAUUUGACUGAAAGGGAACAGCUAUAACGGUCGAUGCUCAAAGGGUUUUUACUCACCUGACUUAAAGAGCCUACUUAGGCCAUUCACACAGAACACGUUUUUCCAUUCCAAUAUGCGAUUUUCCAUUAUUUUUCGGUGUAAAUGUGCUAUACGGAUGUGUAUACGCUCGUGUUUUGUGCAGUAUCUUACACAGGAGUGCCACGUUUUUUAAGACGCCGUGUCAAGUUAAAAGAAUUUUAACUUUUACACACAACACCACUCAUCAAUGUCAGUUCCAAAAUAGUGGACCAAUCAGACACUGGAGGCGGGGCAAUCAAGUUGGCUCGGCGUAUUUAGAUGCAAAGACGUGUUCUGUGUGAACAGCCCCUUACUGUGGUGCCAGAAACUGCUUUUUGGGCAGCUAGAUCCAAAUUCCCAUGUGUUAUCAAUGAGUCAUUUUCUCUCAAUCACGAAAAUUUGCAAUAUUCAGGUGGGAAAACAGCAUCUGUGAAGUCCAGUAGCAAAGGGAAUUUCUCAAAAAGCCAACAUUGUAUAUUUAACACUGGGAAUGUUUGCCAUUGUGUCUUGGAGUGGAGGGAAAAUACCUCUAUGAAUUAGGUGUCAAAGAAACACCAGUUACUGUGUUCAAAAGAAAAGUGAAGAACCAUAUGCAUAUUUCCAUAAUGGAUGUAAAAAAGACACUACACGGAGACUUUUCAAAAUGGUAUUCAUGUGGUAAAUUUUAGGCUAAUGAUUUUUAAGCUAAUCACUUGUUUCUGGUGGGGGGGAAAUCAUUUUGAGGUUAUAUACUUAAUGUCUUAAGUGACCACAAUACUCUCAAUCAAGUGAAUGCAACAGAUGUAUUGUGAAUGUGACAACUUUUUAUGCUACUGUGGUACUGACUGCUUAAAAAAAAAAACUAAAAAUUAUGUUACUGUGUGUACUAUGUCAAUGAGUGUAAGCGCAUUGGUAUUUUGUUACCAUGUCUAUGGCACUUUAUCGUUCACAAUGACAAAAAAAAAGCGUGUGAACGUGAAAAUGAGUGACUUUGAAGUACGGAGGACAAAUAAUAAUUUGAGGAACGACUACAAUUGUCAUCUUUACAUUUAAACCUACGGCAAUAAUAUUUUUAUAAUGUGCAACCAUGCCAUGAGUUUACUGUUAAAAAACAGAAUACUAAUAUUUCAUACUAAUUUUGAAUUACUAAAAAUAUCUGCUAAAAUACUGCAUCAGGUGUCUAAAACCAUUAGAGGAGAAAUGAAGUACGGACCUGUAUUUGGCACCAAACGUAACAUUACGUUCUGAAAAUAAUUUGUUCAAUUAUGGAUGAUGGCCUACUCUUAAUCGUUUCACCUAAUAUUUAGUUCCUUUUUAGCUUCAAUAAAAAGUAUUAUUUCCCUGAAGUAUGUAAAAUGUUUCAUAGAAAGGUUUUUAAAUGUUUGUUAACUUAAAUGACAUCUAUUUUGAGUUCUUCCGAGGACGGGCCAUUUUCUUCUCAAAUAUAUCAUGGCCCUCUGUAUCUGGUGACGUUCUGAGAGAUGGAAGGUCAUUAAUGUUCAAGCAUGUUACAUCAAAAGAACAAUCUGAGAUGAAAAAUCACACUUUUCCAUUUGUAAGUACAGCGUGACUUAGUUAACAUGAUUUGACGAUUGAGAAUCGUCCAAACAUUUUGAAGCAAUACGAGGACUUUUACAGUCCCAGUUGAGAUUCAUCUGUUUAAUGAAACUGAUUUCCUAGCCAAGACAUUUGGAGAAAGAUAAAGUCAGAAAAAUAUUUAACAUAAGCGUGCAAAUGAAAACAUGAAUGUGUGGCCAGCGCAUGCCUAACAUGAGAUCUGCAAAUGUUGCUGUCAGUAAUCAAUAUUUAUGAGAGCAAUAGUUUUACCUUCAGUGCUUGUGCCACUGAACCACAUUAGCUUCAAACAUAUUAAACUUUCUCAGCAACAUUUUUCAUGCUUUUAAUUUGCAAUAGUUGAUCUGAAAGAGAAAAAAAAUCUCACCUGAAGACUUUACAGUCUGCUAUAAUGCCUCUUUCAGCAACGCUGCGAACGAAACGCAUCCUUGCAAUCUGAACUGUGUCAAAAAUCUCAUUCAGAACUCAAAACAGCACACGAGAAUGAGAUGUGUAGCUGCAAGGGAUUUUGUUCAGUUAAUUAAUGUCAUAGUUCAGUCUUAACAAUUAGGAAUACACAUACGAAAGCUAUGUUGUGUCUAAAGGCAAAACUCAUUAUACCAAACUCGUGCACAAAAGUCACCCUAAUAAGAACAAUACUCAAUAUUUUCAAUAUUCUUUUGAUGGAGUGAACCGUGCAGAGUUUAGCAUUAAAUUACUGAAGUGCACUUCACAUUUGCAGAUCAACCACUACAUUAUAUUUGAACCCCAUCAAAUUGACCUCUUUUAAAUCUAGUAAACUGACCUGUGAGAUGUGAUCUGGAAAAACCAACAUUAGCCAACGCAAACUCUUCCAAUUCAGAAUUGUGAUAUCUUGAUAAUGUCUCAUGUGCUUGAAAAGGGGAUUUAAUACAGGUGUUCCCUCCGAAUGUAAGAACCAAGAGUACUGGCAAGAGGAUGAAUGUCAAAAACUUGAAUGUUUUGGGAUUAAAUGUACUUUUUUAUUUUUAACAAAUAAUGCACAUGUAUAUAAAGCCAUACGUGUCGUAAUAUACAUCAUUGAAUAAAAUAUAUUUAUUGAUAUAUG